AUGUUCCUUCUCUCCUGCAGUGACUCACCAGAUACUCACCCGCGGAGGCGCCACCGCUCGCCCUCCGGCUCGCCCGCUCCACCUCGCGACCGCCGCGACCGCCGCGACCGAGAGCGAGAGCGAGAGCGAUUCCGCGACUCCUCGCGCGACAACAAAUCCCACCGCCACGACAGCCACCGCAGCUCACGCAGAGACAGCUCCCGCCGCCGCGAACAACGUCGCUCGUCGCGCAGCCCCAACGACCGUGAGCGAAGCCGCCGGGACGACGACAGCCACCGUCGCAGGGAGCGAAGAGAGCGCGCAACAAGCCCCCGGAACGAGCGAGACCACGACCGAGAUCGAGACCGAGACCGAGACCGCCACCGCCGUCGACACCGGGACUACGACAAUGAAGACUCCUCCCACCGAACCUCGCAUCGCCGCCGUCGCGAUCGCGACACCAGCAAAGACAGAACCAAGCCCCCCUCUUCCUCCCGCCGACACCGCGACAGUCCCUCGCGCUCCCGCUCCCGCUCCCGCAGUCCACACACCACCACCGCCGCCCCCUCAGCCCCAAUCCGCUCCUCCAAGCCCCUCCCCUCCCAACAAACCGCCUACACCACCGACCUCACCCCCUCAGACUCCCAAGCCCCGGCCGCCGAAGUCGAAAAAGAAAAACCCAACUUCGGCACGACCGGCCGCCUCGCCGCCGAAAGCAACACCGUCACCGUCCACGGCGGCGGCGGCGGCAACGGCCCCACGACCGUCGUGCUCAAAUACCACGAACCGCCGGAGGCCCGCAAACCGCCGGCCAAGGACAGCUGGCGGCUGUAUGUGUUCAAGGGCCGGGACCUGCUGGAGAUGGUGGAGCUGAACGUCCGGAGCUGCUGGCUGGUGGGGCGGGAGCACCUCGUCGUAGAUUUCCCGCUGGAGCAUCCGAGCUGCUCGAAGCAGCACGCGGCGAUCCAGUUCCGGUUCGUCGAGAAGAAGAACGAGUACGGGGAUCGGAUCGGGCGCGUCAAGCCCUACGUGAUCGAUCUGGAGAGCGCGAAUGGGACCACGGUCAAUGGGGACAGGAUCCCCGCGGGCCGGUUUGUGGAGGUUAUGGAUAAGGAUGUCUUGCGGUUUGGGUUGAGUUCAAGGGAGUAUGUGCUUAUGUUGACGAAGCCGGAGUAACUUUGGUAUGAGUUUUGGGGGGGGUCGAUAUAGAUAAAUGGUUCUGACCGAUCCAGCUUUUUGGAUGUUUGAUGCCAGGCCUGGCGAUGUCAUCCCGGUUUAUGCCUCCGCAGAGCCAACAAACCUAUGUUUCAGGACACAUCUAGUUGUCGCAUUGGUCAGAGAAGCGAAUACCACCAAUGACAUACUCAUAAUGGACUAGUCACUAGUCACGCGUCGUCUAUUAACGCCACUACGUCAAUACUGGCACCCAGUUGCGAGAUCCAAAACGCUACAUAGGCAAGAAACCAAUAGAUAAUGCCAAGCAUGAUAGACAAAAACU
This is a messenger RNA of Aspergillus fijiensis CBS 313.89, 1477 nucleotides long. Its product is annotated as putative FHA domain protein SNIP1. The transcript has 2 exons. NCBI's taxonomy places the organism in Eukaryota, Fungi, Ascomycota, Eurotiomycetes, Eurotiales, Aspergillaceae. Gene Ontology annotation, cellular component: nucleus. The record is from RefSeq and is a predicted model, not a curated record. The coding region runs from base 1 to 1155 and encodes 384 amino acids. Gene Ontology annotation, molecular function: mRNA binding; protein binding. Gene Ontology annotation, biological process: mRNA splicing, via spliceosome; maintenance of RNA location.